Messenger RNA from Xyrichtys novacula (pearly razorfish), 3445 nucleotides. The record is from the annotation of a GenBank genome assembly. NCBI's taxonomy places the organism in Eukaryota, Metazoa, Chordata, Actinopteri, Labriformes, Labridae.
AAAACUUACAGUGAUUAUUUCUACACUGAUGACUUUGACUGCCUCAGGCACUUCCUGACCAAACUUAAUCUGACUGCAAGCUGAGCAUCAUGGAUGAAUCCGGUAUCUAUAUUAACAUGGACAACCCAUCAGGUUUUCCAGGCCAACGAAGGAAUUUGCCGAGAUGCUCCAAUGCAGAGGACCACACACCUCAGACUGGACCAGUGCUUUCAGGUAAGACAGCCUGAUUGUAUGUGAACAAACUUAACACAACGGUUAAAGUGUUCACUGUCACUUUUUGGUACAAACCAACAUAUUUUUAACUGCUAUAGUCUACCCCUGUUUUCCACAUUCCACUGGUUUUGAACUUGGACAUGUUUUCAAUAUGUCGACAUUUAUAUAAAUGUGAAAAUGCACUGUUUACUUCGCUGUUCAGUGUCUUUUGUAGUGUAGGGGAAAAUAUAGACGAUAGAUUUGAGCAAAGAAAGUCUGCCCAAUAGAGCAGACUUAGUGGCCUGUUUUUGCAUUGGUGAAAAACAGGAUGCAGGCCACGGCCUGAGAGGUCACGUUGAUCUUGUCAUACAUGGCUCUGUCAAAAUUCGACAGGAAAUUUGGCAGAGGCGGCCAGCGAGCAAAACAUGUUAACAGAAAAAGUCACGUUGUUGGCUAUCAGACACCAAUGUGAAGUACACUUACGGGAAGAUUACAAUUCCAAUGACCACUUACGGGAAGAUAACAACAACUGACGUCAAUGGACUGUAAAUUGUUUGGGAUUUGUUUGGCUUCAGGGUGCCCUUCCACCUGAUUUGUCGUGAGAUGUGGUUGAUGCAGCAAUAAAAUCCCGCGAGAGCGCUGCCAACUUGAUUCUGUCUUUGGGUGGUUCAUUUUUGCACCUUUGCAUCUAUGAAAUCUUACAUAGUAGUCGGUGGGGAAACUAUGUCAUAGGGUUUUACUUAAUAAGCAAUAUGUGACAGUUCUACCUUAGCUUCUAAAUACUGCGAGGAGAAAAUGCAAAGAAGUGAAUACAGCACAUGUGAAUACAAAGCCUGAAAACUUGACUUUUCAUUUACACCAAAAGUUGACAAUCAGGUGGAGAGGAUGUGGGGUUUGGGUUUUAAGUUUUAAACAAAAUUGUCUUUUAUAAUGGAUUCUACCUUUAGGUGCUCCAAGAGGUGUCAAGAAACCCUCUUAUAAAGUUCCUGCCAUGUGUCUGGGACUGCUGUGUGUUCUUCUUCUGACUGCCGUCAUGACUUGCGGUUUUCACUGUGAGUACUUUGGUUGCAUGCUGGUAAAAUCCAAUUGAAUGGUGGUUAACAGAGUCUGUUUUUAAUUUCAUUUAUUUUACAAACAGAUGUCACGCGCAAUUCAAACAUAGUCAACCUGACCAAAGAAAGAGACCAGUUACUGGCCAGAUUGGAGAGCAUGACAAAUGAUCUACGUAGAAAGCUGCAAGGUAAGUUUUCAAUAAGUAAGUCUUGCGUUAUUGAGUUUGGAAUGUGUUUGAUUUUGAUAUCCUGGACGGAGGUUUUGGAAUCAGUGUUUGGGACUACGCAUUGGUUCAGUCACUCUGCUUAUCCCAAAUUUUCUAUUACAGGUCCCAGCCUCUGAGUUGAAUAUGGGGUCAGCAGUAAAUGACUUCCAGCUAAGACAGUCCUUUGUUGUUGUUGUUGUUGUAAUUAAAGCUGAAGGAAAAGGACAGUUUGAAUGAUAUGCUCUUUGUGGCUGAAAAUACAAAGAAACAUUUUGACAUUUUGUGCUGGUGUUGGUAUGAGCUUUGAAAAUUACAGCGUGACUCUUUAAGUUCAUGUACAACUUCAACUCAGAUAUUUUAACUGAGCUCCAUUUUUGAAUAAUUCCACUACUAAGUUGUUUUUCUUCCUUUAUUUUAAAACAGAUCAGAAUGGAUGGGUGUAUUUCAGCGGCAGUUUGUAUUACAUUUCUUCUCUGAUGAAGUCCUGGCAAGAAAGUAGAGCUGACUGUCAGAAAAGAGGUGCAGAUCUGAUGGUUGUCAACAGCAGAGAGGAGCAGGUGUGUAUUUCAUGCGUGUGUUUGCUCUCGUACAUUAAAAAAUAAAAAAUACAGUAUCAUAGAUGUAGAGGAUAUUCAUAACCUGUUGAUGUUGUUCAUGCAGCGAAUGACUUUUCUCUUUCUGCUUGGUAAGGACUUUGUAAUAGGUUUAAAGAAGCACCUGUGGAUUGGAUUGACUGACACAGAGAAAGAGGGAGUGUGGAAGUGGGUGGAUGGGAUUCUGCUGACCACAAGGUUCACACUCAACUUCUCUAUUGUCUUGGUGACGUGUAGCGUCACUUUUUGAUAGUUUUUAAUUACUUUAUCCAGGUGCAUUAAGUUUUGUGAUCUAGCAUUGUGAGGCUCAAAGAUGGGGUAGGCAGGAUCUGAGGAAGUUCCAGUUUUUGAGAGAAAUCUUGAAUGUAAACUCUACCCCUCCCAAACAGUUUUCUCCUCAGCUCCUCCUCUCCCCUCCCGUUUGACAAGAAACACUUCUGUUACAGACACUUGGUUUACUUUGUUAAAGCGGUUUACCUGUCCAGCAGAAAGGUUACAGGUCUGUAAGAUCCCGAAGCAUCCCCCCAACGUUUAUGCUAGCUUCAUUGAUGUUGACCUGGCUUUUUGGCUCUUGUCCAGUCUACCUCCGUUUAAAGCGCCUGUUAGCAGCGUCUGCAUCACAACCAAUCAGGUUGGGGGAGGUCAUGAAUGGCUUUGUUUACAGCCAGAAAGAGCGAGAACCGCUCAAAAAUUUUAAAAUUUUGACUACACAGACGUAACAAAACACAAUGUAUCUUCAUAUUACCAAAUGUCAUCAAUAACUAAUAACUAUUGACUGAUAUUAAAAGCUUUUUUGCAUAUACACUACAUUUAAAGAUGCUUCUUUAACGGACUCCUGCCUACCCCACCUUUAAUCCACAGAAGGGACUCUUUGUGAAUGUUCAGCUGUUUCAAAACUUGAUAAUAUUUUGUGCACAUUUGUGUCCCCUCCCCAAUUUCUAAGACCACGACAUUUCGGGGCUUCAUUAAAAUGAAAAAUCAUAUCCCACUAGAAGAAAUCCUGAUGACAUGAAAUUUCAUGAUAUAGUUUGACUGAUUUUAUGACAAACUCAGUACAUUUUAAUUAUAGACAACCUGAUCAAAACCAGUCCAUCUCUAAAUGGUCAAAAAUUAAAUCUUUUAUUUUUCCAUUUUUUGAUUUCAGCUACUGGUACUCUUCAGAGCCCAACAGUUAUCAAGGCAGCGAGGAAGACUGUGCAGUUGUAGGGAAUUAUGUUCUGGACCAGAGCUGGAAUGACUUAGCAUGCAACCAAACUAGUUUCUGGAUCUGUGAAAAAAACAUUUGAUCUGUAGCCUGACAUCCACCUGACCAGACAAUGGCGUGAAACUCCUCACACUCCUCAGACAAUGUUAACAUCUUCCAGUUUUAAUGUAACUUUUCACUUUCACUGUUCACUUUUUU